CGAUAUUCAUAGAGUCAUAUAUGGUAUUCAGAAGCAACAUCAUCUUAAAUCAAUGUGAUUUUCUCUUCUUGUUUUUUAGUGAUGAUUUCCAACAUCCACCCUGGACAGGCUCAAGUUCUUCCAGAGAAACCUAAACUUCUUCUGACUGUUCAGCCUGAACCAUCGCAGAUAUUCAUUGGAGAGAAUGUCACUCUCACAUGUGACAUACAGGGGGAAGGUUGGACAUACAGGUGGCUGUGUGGAGGUAAAGAGCACACCUCUGAGGAGAAAGAGUUCAAUAUCACUCUGUGGUUUAAACAGAAAUGCAAGUGUUCUGGCAAGAGACAAUCAGACCUCUCUACAUGGAGUGAAGAAGUGACUCUGACUGUGUUGUCCAAACCCAAAUUAACUGUAAAGCCCCAGAGUUCAGUGUUCACUGGAGACACAGUUACUUUGAGCUGUAAUACUGGACGGUCAUCUGGAUGGAAAAGUAUCUGGUACAAAAACUUUAGGAGAAUAAAAACUGGUGACAAAACGAAAAUACUGAGUGAUGUGAAAAUCUCUGAUGGAGGAGAAUACAGGUGCAGUGCAUAUAAAGGAAUGUACUAUACAAUUCAAAGUCAAAGGGUUGUGCUAACAGUAAGUGAGAGACCCAAGCCUGUGGUGCGUGUUCAUCCUGAUGGACAUGUGUUCAGAGGACAGACAGUCACUCUCACAUGUGACAUACAGGAGACAAACGUCACCUGGAACUACAGCUGGAAUAAAAAUAAUUCAGUGAUUCAUGUCAGUCAAUCUCAGGAAUACCGAAUCAGUUCUGUUAAUGAAUCACACACAGGUAAUUAUAGCUGUACUGGAAGAGAAACACAAGGAUCACGAUACUCACACACCAGUGAUGAAGUUACACUGACUGUAUCAGGUGAGUCCCCAUCAUCAGUUCUCAAACUGCUCAGUUCUCUACUGGCAGCUUCUCCAUAUCUGCUAGUGACCAUCAUACUGGGAGUCAAAUGCUACAGAGCUCAUGUUCAGACUGAUGAGAUCUAUUAAUAUGCUGUCACAGAGAAGCAAAAGCCUACAGUCAUGAUGAAUGAAACUGCUGCAGUAUACAGUAUUAUAAAUUAUCAGCGUUCAGAGUCGACACUCAGAGA
Labeo rohita (rohu) is the source of this 1124-nucleotide messenger RNA. RefSeq names its product low affinity immunoglobulin gamma Fc region receptor II-like. The coding region runs from base 82 to 1023 and encodes 313 amino acids. The record is from RefSeq and is a predicted model, not a curated record. Gene Ontology annotation, molecular function: transmembrane signaling receptor activity. The transcript is spliced from 6 exons. Lineage: Eukaryota; Metazoa; Chordata; Actinopteri; Cypriniformes; Cyprinidae. Gene Ontology annotation, biological process: cell surface receptor signaling pathway.